AUGGCUAGCACUCGGGAUUCCCAUUCAUUCGCUUGCGAUGAAUGUCGCCUUCGGAAGUCGAGAUGCUCAAAAGAGCGUCCGACUUGCAUACAAUGCCGGCAGCUGAACAAGGAAUGCAAGUACAGUCCGAAAGUGUCUAGGAGUCCUCUCACGCGGCAACACUUGACCUAUGUCGAAGAUCGCUUGUCAUCAUUUGAAACUGCCUUAAGCAGGCUGUUCCCCGGGGGAGAUCUGGAUGCGACCCUUCGUUCUUUACUAUCGAACCAAGCAGCUCCACCACAAGCUCCCUCAUCACAGACUUCUUCCAGACAUUCGACUCCAGCCAGACCUGAAGCAGAGCGAACAGAACCCGCCCCAGAGGCUCUACCGCAGCAGGCUGACGGGUUUGACUGGGCCGAAAAGGAAUUGACAUUUGGCGACCUGACAGACGGAAUGGCGGCAUUAUCGAUCAAGCCCGAAGGGGCUGGCUAUUUUGGAUCCUCGUCCAGUGUCGUGCCGCUCAGAGCACUAUUUGACCACGGGUUCGACUUGAACAUUCCGGUCCGCUCUGCAAGCUCGGGCGGCGUGCCUCUCAAAGAACAGCUUCUGAACAGCGCACCAUCUGGACUUAUUGAGCAGGCAUUUAUCGACGCAUAUUUCUUCAACUAUCACUCUAGCUACCCCUUCGUUCACGAACCAACCUUCCGAGCGCAAUUUAAUGAUCCUUCUUUGCGUCCCCACGGCACAGCCUGGCAGAUCCUGCUCAACACUAUUCUAGCGCUUGGCGCUUGGAGUAUUGGGGAUGACAGUUCAGAUCUUGAUAUUACAUUCUAUCAAGAAGCUAGAACAUUUCUGCAGCAGGCAUCUGUAUUUGAGACCGGUAACUUGACACUGGUUCAGGCGUUGCUGUUGUUGAGCAACUAUGCUCAAAAACGUAACAAGCCCAACACUGGCUGGAAUUAUCUAGGGCUAGCUGUUCGGAUGGCCAUGAGUCUGGGUCUUCAUAAGGAGUUCCACGACUGGAAGAUCAGUCUCCUCCAGCGGGAAAUUCGACGUCGGCUAUGGUGGGGUGUCUUUAUCUUCGACAGUGGCGCCGCCAAAACCUUUGGCAGACCAAUUCUUCUGCCAGAUGAGAAUGUUAUGGACGCUAAGCAGGUUCUUAACAUUCAAGACGACGCUUUGACUCCAGCGACAACUUCGCUUCCUUCUGAGUCACUCGGCCCAACACUCUACUCUGGCUUGAUAGCACAGGCCCAAUUCCACCUCAUGACCAACAGCGUUUACCAGCGUCUCAUCUCCACCCCUAGCAUCACACCAGAAGAAACCCUCGACCUCCAGAAACCCAUGGAAGAAUGGUACAAUGAGCUACCUUCAUAUUUCCAUUAUCCUUUAAAACCUCUUGCCGUGCAUCCCACGCAGCCAGAUCCCGAUAAUCUCGCACUCGUUCGCAACCGCAUGCUCUGGCGGAAUUGGAACUUGAUCAUUCUAAUAUACCGCCCAAUUCUACUCCGCUGGGCAGCUCGGCGCUGGGCACCCCACGGUGGCAGCUCAGAGGGGUCGUCUAUCUCCUCCGAUGGAGGAGUUGAAGAUCCCUGUGAGACAGAGUGCCGAAUGCGCUGUUUGCAGAACGCGCGGCUGACGAUUGCUUCCAUCUCCGAGUACAUGGACAGUCAUGUCUGUACGAGAUUAGGAGCGUGGUAUAUGCUAUACUUCCUCUUCCAAGCCGGUCUGAUCCCCAUCGUCUUCCUUAUGACCGAUUCCUCAAACCCCGACGCCUCAAGCUGGCUACAGGACGUUGAAACCACAAAAGCACUCCUGAACCACCCAUCAUUCGGCACCAAUCGAUUCGCCGCUCGAUGUUCCGAGGUCAUCAACCGAUUACUAGGCUCGCCGUCUGGAAUGAUGGCCGAGUUUGGAUUCGAGAGCCAGCGUCCAAAUCCACAGCAGCAGGUUCCUCAGCAGCAACAGCAGGCCUUUAUGCCAUUCCCCGAGCAGCUUUUCAACGACCCUGGCUUUGGAGGCAGCUUGUUCCCGAUGGAGCAGCAGAUGCCCACUCCAGGGGGCAUGGACUUUUCAGAGUGGGUGAACUUCCCAAAUCAAUAG
Penicillium cinerascens is the source of this 2082-nucleotide messenger RNA. Its product is annotated as putative C6 transcription factor (Gal4). Bases 1 to 2082 code for a protein of 693 amino acids. Gene Ontology annotation, molecular function: zinc ion binding; RNA polymerase II cis-regulatory region sequence-specific DNA binding; DNA-binding transcription factor activity, RNA polymerase II-specific. Gene Ontology annotation, biological process: DNA-templated transcription; positive regulation of transcription from RNA polymerase II promoter by galactose. NCBI's taxonomy places the organism in Eukaryota, Fungi, Ascomycota, Eurotiomycetes, Eurotiales, Aspergillaceae. Gene Ontology annotation, cellular component: nucleus. The record is from RefSeq and is a predicted model, not a curated record. The transcript has 6 exons.